CCCAAAAGUAAAUUGAGAAUUAUUAUUAUAAGAAACCAUGUUGAAUAUCAAUUUGAGCUGUGCUCGGUCCUGUUAGCCAGCCAGUCUAGUGCCUUGCCCAGCACGUCCUUUUCUUUCUCGUUCUUCGUGGUCUCAAUCUCCGUGCUUUUCUUUUAACAAGUAGGGUGUACUCCCUUGACUGCUUCUCACUAUGAGCGUCCUUGUACCCACCAAAUUUCCUAGCGUCGCUGCCAUCAUGCUUGCCUGCAUUGCAUCUUUAGUUUGUCUGUUGCUUGCACGCAUAUUGUAUUCCUUUAUGCGUCUCUGGUCUUGCCAUUCUCUAUCAACAGCGGCCGACGAGAAGACCCCUACUUGGUCCUCUUUGUUGUCGCUAACCAACACAUGGAGUCGGUCUUUGCAGCGCGCUCUCCCAGCGUCACUACCCUUUUCGUUGACCAUCCCGGAGAAACCAUCACCUGAAGUUGGCACAGGAGCAGGCGUAGGACUUUCGCAUAAAGCUCUUGAAUCCCUCCCCGGCAACUGGCAACUGUGUCGACCAGCUCCUCAAUUCCAGCCACCACCACCGGCUGUGUACCAAAAUCCUGCGCCUCUCUCCAUGGCAAAGCUGAUAAUGUCACGACACACCUUUCGGCGCCCUAAUCCAAACCGGCCACGGAGAUUGUCUACUGCAUCCUCAUCCCGUCCGCCACAGCCCACCUCCCAGCUGUUCCACUCCAUAGCAUAAACCCAAAUAGUAUUUCAUUCCCGCGCCAAAAUAACACCGCAUUUCAGGGCGUAUGGAUGAGCUAUCCUGGCUGGAAAUAAAUUAUAGCCCACCCACGCUAAUCCACGAACAAAUCUCAACGGACAGGUCACUCUGAUGAUAUACC
Messenger RNA from Suillus fuscotomentosus, 869 nucleotides. RefSeq lists its product as uncharacterized. The record is from RefSeq and is a predicted model, not a curated record. NCBI's taxonomy places the organism in Eukaryota, Fungi, Basidiomycota, Agaricomycetes, Boletales, Suillaceae. The coding region runs from base 191 to 724 and encodes 177 amino acids. The transcript is spliced from 3 exons.